AUGACUGGACGCGGCAAAGGAGGCAAGGGUCUCGGCAAGGGUGGCGCCAAGCGUCACCGUAAGAUCUUGCGUGACAACAUCCAGGGUAUUACCAAGCCCGCUAUCCGCCGUCUCGCCCGUCGUGGUGGUGUCAAGCGUAUCUCCGCCAUGAUCUACGAGGAGACUCGUGGUGUCCUCAAGUCCUUCCUCGAGUCGGUCAUCCGUGAUGCCGUCACCUACACCGAACACGCGAAGCGCAAGACCGUCACCUCUCUCGAUGUCGUCUAUGCCCUCAAGCGCCAGGGCCGUACCCUCUACGGUUUCGGUGGCUAA
Aspergillus lentulus is the source of this 312-nucleotide messenger RNA. RefSeq names its product histone H4. Gene Ontology annotation, cellular component: nucleosome. The record is from RefSeq and is a predicted model, not a curated record. Gene Ontology annotation, molecular function: protein heterodimerization activity; DNA binding; structural constituent of chromatin. NCBI's taxonomy places the organism in Eukaryota, Fungi, Ascomycota, Eurotiomycetes, Eurotiales, Aspergillaceae.